AUGCCCCCAAAAGCUCAAAAGCAGCCAAGAGGUCCGAAAGGACAAUUCAUCUCAAAAAAAAGCCUAACUAGCCUCUCUGACGCCUCUUCCUUGAACACAUCAGCUGAAUCUUCCCCACUAGAUACACCAGAGCUCACAUCUAAUGAGAUAGAAGACCAACCCACUGACCAGGAGAACUCAGAAUACGAGUCCCACGAGGUUCGCCAACAGUUAGAGCAGACUGACGAAGAAGAUCAAGAGUUGUUAGUAGGAGCACCAGAUCCAGAGGCUAAUACACUUCCUAUCUUCGACGACCAAUCGUCAAAGAUCCUAAGCACCAUCAUACAAGCACAGAAGCCAAUCACACCGUGGCCAUUCCCACCUGCUACACCAACCAAGACCUUCCUAAAACCCAUUAUUGCCAAAGCUGCUCCACAACCGCCAAAGAUGAAAAAGAUGUCAGGAAAUAGUAACACACCAGGAUGGUUCCACGGCAAAGCCGAUGAGAACGCGCAGAACUUUCUGCGCGAAGUCGUUGUAGAAACAACAAUACAAUGA
Molecule: messenger RNA, 537 nt
Organism: Suillus fuscotomentosus
Lineage: Eukaryota; Fungi; Basidiomycota; Agaricomycetes; Boletales; Suillaceae
Exons: 1
Coding region: 1-537 (178 amino acids)
Source: RefSeq, a predicted model, not a curated record